Messenger RNA from Cylas formicarius (sweet potato weevil), 1052 nucleotides. RefSeq names its product protein spaetzle-like. The transcript has 5 exons. Gene Ontology annotation, cellular component: extracellular region. Gene Ontology annotation, biological process: innate immune response; regulation of Toll signaling pathway; central nervous system formation. The record is from RefSeq and is a predicted model, not a curated record. Lineage: Eukaryota; Metazoa; Arthropoda; Insecta; Coleoptera; Brentidae. The coding region runs from base 188 to 907 and encodes 239 amino acids. Gene Ontology annotation, molecular function: growth factor activity; Toll binding.
UCCACUGCUAGACCGUCGAGAAAGCGCAACGUCGCGCCGUUCAAGCUCCUUCUGGCGUUCUCUCGACAUUAUAUAAAUAAACACAAUGAAAGUGAAAAACUUUAAAAAUAAAUGUUGAUCGGCCGAGAGUUCCCGCGAAUUGCCGUGGUGUUUUGACUGUGAUAGUAGUCGUCUCGUCGACAUCAACAUGGACCGUUGCAUUAAGGUCAUCUUUAUAGUUUUGCUCAUGUUGACGUAUACCGGGUGUUCGGAAAGCGGCAGCGUCGGAAGAAAGACUGGGGAACCGCAAAAUCGGCAGUUUUUGAACUCGACGAACCGACACGGCGGUGGUAAGAUGGGCUUUUCGGAAGGUCAUGGCCAUUGGAACAGUCAUGAUAACGACGACGAUAUGUACUUUCCGAACGAGUUCUUGUCCGAACGGGAGCACUUCGUGUCUACUCGGAGGGAUACUACAUCCGAUGGCCAACGCCCAAAUGAUCAAUCCGUGCCGGACUAUCCGUUUAGUGAAAUUAGACAAUUACUAGACAAAAACCCGCUUCUCAAGCAAUAUUUCAAACCCACUCCGGAAAUAGGUACCCGCGAUAAAGAGGAUGCAGAGGAAUACGAAACGCUGUGCGACGAGAAAACAUCGACGCAAAUCUAUCCGAAGAAACUGAAGAAUAUCAACAACGUCGAGGUGCUGGUCGUCAACGACGAUAAAGAGUACACUCAGGCGGUCGAGUACAAACAGUGUGGCACGUCGGACGGCCAGUGCAAAAUUCAGUUCGACAAUUUCGGGUACGUGAGCAAGUGUGUCCAAAAAUAUUCGAAAAAACAACUGAUGGUGUUCCAAAAUGCCACCAAGAGUAUAGUAUUUGACACGUUCAAAGUACCGUCUUGCUGCGUCUGCGUGAUCAAGCGCGUAUAAAGUCGGAAGUCGUCGUUAUCUCUUUUCAAAUAGCCCACGUAUUUAUUUAUUCGCAUAUAUUUAUUUUCGAUCGAAUCGAGAAAAAAUUUGCAAUAUCAAGUGUUUUCUAAGCGGAUCUAAAUUUAUGUUUUAAUAAAUUUUUAGA